Messenger RNA from Nanorana parkeri, 1377 nucleotides. RefSeq names its product vomeronasal type-2 receptor 26-like. Gene Ontology annotation, biological process: G protein-coupled receptor signaling pathway. Gene Ontology annotation, molecular function: G protein-coupled receptor activity. The record is from RefSeq and is a predicted model, not a curated record. Bases 1 to 1377 code for a protein of 458 amino acids. Lineage: Eukaryota; Metazoa; Chordata; Amphibia; Anura; Dicroglossidae. The transcript is spliced from 5 exons. Gene Ontology annotation, cellular component: membrane.
AUGGCUAAGGCUCUGCAUGAUAUCAGUGUACACCAAAAAUAUAUCACCAGAAGCAAAAUCAAUCAGUUGCAUCAUUACAUAUCGAAAAUAACAUACUUGCUCGAUAUGUCAGAUGAGCCUUUUUUUAAUGACAACGGAGAAUUUGCCUACCACUACAAAAUAAUGAACUGGAUAAAAGAAGAAAACGAUUUCUGCUAUGUAGACAUUGAUGUUGGCAACUAUUCCAUAUCAGGUCAACAACUUUACAUCAACAAACAAGCCAUAACAUGGAACAGAAAGGACAAUAAGGUGCUGGAAGGUGCCUGCAUAGAGCAGGGUGGAGGAAUGGAGGUGCAGAAUGCAGAGGUACCACUGUCACGGUGCUCAGAAAUGUGUCAACCAGGAACCAGAAAGAAGUCAAGAUCUUCGAUCCAUUCCUGCUGCCACGACUGUGUCCCAUGUUCAGAAGGAGAGAUAUCCAAUACUACAGGCAGCGAGAAUUGUAUUCAGUGUCUAGAAGAUGAAUGGUCGAAUGAGAAGAAGGAUCGGUGUAUUCCCAAACUGGUGCAAUUCCUCUCCUAUUCUGAUGAUAUUUCUACAGUAUUUGUAUCCAUUUCUGUGUUGCUUUGUCUUGUGACUCUCUUCAUUAUGGGAAUCUUUAUAUCCUAUUUGGAUACCACCAUUGUCAAAGCUAAUAAUCGGAGCUUGAGCUUUGUCCUGCUUGUCUGUAUCAUGCUGAGCUUCCUCUGUGUGUUUUUGUUCCUCGGUCAUCCAAUAAAUGUAACCUGUAUACUCCGCGUCAUGACAUUUGGAGUCAUCUUCUCCAUAGCCGUCUCCUCUCUUCUGGCCAAAACAAUCAUGGUUUACAUUGCUUUUACUGCCACCAAGCCUGGAAGUUACUGGAGGAAAUGGCUUGGAGUCAAACUUCCAAAUGUUGUAGCGGUGCUACUUUCAUGUGUUCAGUGUACCAUAUGUCUCAUUUGGUUGUCUACUUCACCUCCUUUUGAGGAAAUGGACGCUCACUCUUAUCAGGACAAGAUCGUCAUUCAGUGUAAUGAAGGGUCAGUUAUCGGGUUCUACUCUGUGUUGGGUUAUAUGGGGUUUCUGGCAGCUGUGAGUUUUGUUUUGGCUUUCAUGGUGAGGACAUUACCGGACAGUUUUAAUGAGGCCAAGUACAUCACCUUCAGCAUGCUGGUGUUCUGCAGUGUCUGGAUUGCCAUGAUCCCGGCCUAUCUGAGCACUAAAGGGAAAUACGUGGUGGCUGUGGAGGUAUUCACCAUACUGGUCUCCAGUGCUGGACUACUCAGCUGUAUAUUUUUUCCAAAAUGUUUUAUGAUUCUGUUUCGGCCAGACUUGAACACACAAACUGAUCUACUUUCUAAGAAAAAUAGAUUGUAG